AUAUCCAGUCCACCCCCACCAAGCCCCCCAGCGCACCCCAUCGAAGCACCCACAUAUACGAGUAUAUAUAAAAUUCCACAGACGCACUCCGACACACGCACAUACCAACACACACCACCCCCGACAUAUCGCAACCGCUGAAAUCGCAUCGCAUCACAAAACCGCACGCCCCCGACGACUUCCGCAAUUGCCUCCCAACCCGCCCGGAAGGAGGCCGUGACGGGAACGUAUGAAACCCCUUGUCCACAAGUUCAUACUCCCGCCGGUGCUCGUCGGCCUCCACGCGCUACUGCUCCUGCCACUGUUCUUUGCGCCGCCGCCGGAACAUCUCGGGAAUCCGCAGCAUGAACUGCUGCAGUCCCAUUCCUCGGAUGGCAGUGAGAGGGAGCCGCUGAUGCGGCGCUUGCACCUCAAGGACGCGAUCCCGAUCGGCGUCGUCGGUUUCGUCGGCGUGCAUGUGUUGCGCAGGUUGGCGGGCAUGGUUCCGCUCCCGAAGGAUCCGAGGAGGACUAGACUCGCGGCGAGGAUCGAGAAGGGUGUGUUGUUUGCGUUGGGCGUGGUGGAGGAGGUCUGGCGCUGGGGGUUGGUCCGGCUCUUGAUCAAGGCGAUUGGCGGCAAGGGCGGUUUUAGGGGACGAGGGGAGCUGUGGGGUUUGUCGUACGUCGGGCUGGCUGGGGAGGAGGAGACCUUCGCGGUCGCGCGCCCGAGUAUCUGGGAGGCGGUGUAUUUGAUGGGGUGGAUCUGGAGCGCGGUCGAGACUGUGUUGGCAUGGUACACCGUCCGUCCGACACACCCUGACGAGCUCCAUCAUUCGUAUAAUCAUUACCCCCAUUCGGGAUACAGCCGGCGCAAUAUAGAUGAGAGCCGCAACUCACCGCGGCGGCAGCUUCUGGGAAAACGCACACGCAGCGACUAUUCGACGAUGGUGCAGAGCGAUGCCGGCAGCGAUCAUGAACCCGCGGAGCGCCGCACCUUCUUCGAAACCAUCCAACACAAGCGUCGGGACCUGGGUAGCAGUCCGCGAGCUCGUGAGCGCCCCGAACUAACGAUCCAGUUUGUCCUCGAAGGCUCGGGCUCCACCACUGCAUGCGACGAGUCGAUCCGGAACUGUUCCGCCACUCCGACAACCCCGAAGGCUUUCGGUAAGGCGGUGGAAAUGGAGCGGGGAGAGACGACGCCUCGUGCAACUUUUGCCGUUCCGCCCCGGCACGACGGAAUAUCGGAUAACGACUAUGGCGACGACGAAGGGUCCGACUCCGAGUCCGAGUCUGGACUCAGCAGUCGCAGCUCGUGCGAUGGCACCAGAAGAGGGUAUUCUGAGACGCAAACGCCGCUAUUGAGCUCGUCGCUCCCAUACGAUCCCGAACAGGAUCAUCCGCACCACGAACACCUUCCCCACCGACAGGCAUCCUUCAGCACUUUGGGCGAACCAACAGCGCUUGUCGCCCUCAGCUCCGUCGCAGGUGAUACGGACCAUGUGCUCUCAUCGGAUUCGGAAGACGGUGGGCUGGUAGUGGUUCACGAGGAUGACGUCGACGCCUCCGACAGUGAUGAAGCGCCCACACCCAUCGAGCGCCCCCACAGCCCUCGCCGACGCAUAUAUCCCUCGUUCCCAUCUUACUCGGCGUCAUACAACCACACACACUUUCCCGCACUCGCGCCUGCUUUGUCCGAAAAUAAUGAGACCCAGCUGCCAACACCAACCGCGCCGCUUCCAGUACCGGCACCGGCGCCUGUACGCCAUCACAGCGUCCGAAGACGCGUGUAUGGCCUCUCGGUCGACCGACUUCCGGUGUACCUUGCCAUAAUGUGGCGAGCAGCAGCACUGCUGCGACACCUGGGACACUCGAUGUGGUUUGCUUGGGCGCCCGUACUUGUGUUCCAGGGCCAUCUCCAGUGCUGGUGUGUUCUCGUCCUGGGGGUGUUGGCCGUACGGAAGGGGUGGAACACGGUCGAGUGGUUCGGCGGGAGCGCAAGCAGAGCGGGCCUGUUGAAGAGCUCGGCAGUGCUUCUGACCAUAGGCACCAUAAUUUACAUCGGCGGCCUGGUGGUGUGGGGACUUUUAUAUUAGCUGGUCUUCUUUCCUUUCUCUUCAAUCUCUCGUCUUGUCUGGCGUUGCUGGGGAUAUCCUUUCAUAUGUUGACUUUAUUUCAUUCCAAAAAUGGGUAGCGGGUGGUAUCUUGUCCCUUUUUUUUUUUUUUAUUUCUCUUUUCUCUUCGAUUCUAUUCAUGUCUGAUCAUGCCCCCUUUUCCACUUGGUCCACUCCGACUUUUCUCCACGGCUGGCUGCUUCUUCAUCUCCUCUCACUCACUCACCUCACUCACCUCAUUCACGCAGUUAUGGGUUUUCCUUUGUAGCUUGUUGACUUGUAUGUAAUCUUUGUCGUAUGGGAUCUUUAGAAUGCGAGGGAAUGGGGGUGGGGGGGAGUGUAUAUGCUGUACGUAGUAGUAGUAGUAGUGGGAUGGUGUACUGUACUUAUUAUUGGGAAGGGCUGGGAUGGCAAUGGAUAGCAACAAAGGGUAAUUUGGAUUUCGAUCACUCCUCACUU
Molecule: messenger RNA, 2548 nt
Organism: Tricharina praecox
Lineage: Eukaryota; Fungi; Ascomycota; Pezizomycetes; Pezizales; Pyronemataceae
Exons: 3
Coding region: 230-2071 (613 amino acids)
Source: RefSeq, a predicted model, not a curated record